GUUGUUGUCUGUUAUGUUUUGGUCCCACCACGCGCCGCCACCCCGCCGUCCCCAACGCGUUUGUUUUUGUGUACAAGUCGCCGUGUUUUGUUUGCUGUUAGUACUCACGCGUCCGGACCGCGACUCUGUGGAUCAGCAACGCGCAGUGAACACGAACACGCCGCCGGGCCGGCCGCUGUCCUUGUUUUAUAGGUUAGGUUACCUUUUAUCUGUCGCGCUGGAGAUGGCACCACCAACACCGACGGGGUCUCGACGGCCACAGAAAGCAGCCAGGAACUCCGAGGCGUCCGGGACGACUUCAGAGGAAGCCAACGCCAUGGACCACCAGGAGCAGUCACCCUCGUUCUGCCCGCAGCUGCUGCUCGACCUGCCCGACGUGCCGCUGCUGCAGGUGCUGUCCCAGCUGUCCCCCAAGGACCUGUUCGCCGCCGGCCGCACCUGCCUGCGCCUGGCCGCGCUCACCAGGACGCUGCCGUGGCGCGAACGGGGCGAGAUCAAGCUCAAAAGUAUCGCGGAUGCGAUGGACCUGUUGAGGGUGGCCGCUCCUCUGGAGGUGGUGUGCAUCCAGAAGACAAAGAAGAAAAUUGCCUUUCAAUACAGCGGGCGUCCCGAUCCCAAAGGUUUAGUCGUAGGCUGCCUCGACGGCGACCGCCGCAUCCACACCACUUGUCCCCCUCGAAUGCUGUGCAUGGAAAUGCCGACCUUCACGUCUGAGGAAUCCUCGAGCCUCAUCCGGGAGGUCGCCAAGACGGCGAAGUGCCUGGAGGUGAUCGUGGACGGUCUGGACGUCAUUUUCAGCCUGUUGAAAAAUGCCAGCUGGCUGGAGCUCGAGCAUCUUGUCGUGCUGUCGGUCCAUCUUAAUAGGAAGCAGAUCCCGCUGUGGCCACAGGAGUUGGUGCUGCCGAAGCUGCGCUCAGUGUUUGUGGAUCCAGACUCCGACUCAGCCUACUCUGAGGGAAGCCUGAAAGGUCUCCACUCACUGCUCCGAGCACACAGCAAACAGCUGGACUGCCUGAAGAUGUAUUCGAACAAGGGCCGACAACUGCUCGUACAUCUCGUGGAUGACGGACUACCCACUGACCUGCGCAGGCUGGAGAUCAAAGAUUUGAAUGCAAGCGACGCUGCCGCUCUUGGACGAAUCCACGGGCUAAAGGAGUUGAACAUCAACUUGGACAUUGAAUUUAAACUUUUGCAACAGCUCUGUACUAAACUGGAGAACUUCUUUCGGUCCCCGUGCCCCCUGGAACGCCUCGAGCUACACGGCGUUCCUCCCAUACCGCUGGACGUCCUGGGGGCGGGCGGGCUGUCGCGGCUACGGUGUCUCGUGCUGGGCGGGUCCUACGCCGACAAGUACCUCUGGCACGCUGGAUCGCUGAGUGAGCUGCCUGCGGCUCUGGCGGGACUCCCCGGCCUUCGCUCGCUCAUCCUGUGCAAGCCGCCGCCCGCAGUGCUCCAGGUGGUCAUGCCGGCCACCAUCCCCGCCCUCGAGUUGGUCGUCGUCGUGGGCGACGAACUCUGUAAAGAAUCUCCCUGUCCGUGCCCCAACGAAUCUAAAUGUGGGAAAGCCGCGAGGCUGGUCUCGGAGCUCCAGAGCCUGGUGGACCGUGCCCCGAUGCCAAAAAUGCACGCGAUAUACGGUUACCAGAAGAUGGUCUUCAGGCACCCCGUGUCCGAGACGGAGGGCUGCUCGCUGUGCGCCGAGGCCUCUACCGAGGCCGUUGAUGCGUUGCACCAGCACUUGGACCGCCGGCACGUCAAACUGGACGGGACAGUAAAAUGUGUAAAGGUGUGACGCGAGAAAGUGCCCUCGUGCUCGUACCAGGACCCGGUGCCGCCCGCCCCGAAGUCGCUGCGCGCGUUGCACCUCUGAUACCGGCGCCACGGCCCGUGUCCUCGAGGCACACCGCUGCCAAAAUGGCGAAAGCUGCGCGCUGCGUCCGCUGCCUGUACUCUGCAUGUUACCUGUAUUCCGCUAUAGUGUAUUUUGCAUUUGAAAUAGAAACCAACUUAAUUUUCUGUC
Frankliniella occidentalis (western flower thrips) is the source of this 2020-nucleotide messenger RNA. RefSeq lists its product as uncharacterized. Lineage: Eukaryota; Metazoa; Arthropoda; Insecta; Thysanoptera; Thripidae. Bases 14 to 1792 code for a protein of 592 amino acids. The record is from RefSeq and is a predicted model, not a curated record. The transcript has 8 exons. Gene Ontology annotation, molecular function: protein binding.